Leishmania mexicana MHOM/GT/2001/U1103 is the source of this 726-nucleotide messenger RNA. RefSeq lists its product as hypothetical. The record is from RefSeq and is a predicted model, not a curated record. Bases 1 to 726 code for a protein of 241 amino acids. The transcript has a single exon. NCBI's taxonomy places the organism in Eukaryota, Euglenozoa, Kinetoplastea, Trypanosomatida, Trypanosomatidae.
AUGGAUGCUAGAGCCCCCAACAUCAUCGUGAACCCAGAGAAGUUCGAGUUGGUGCUGCACGCCAACGAGGACUGCACCUUCGAGCUCACGAACGUCGGGUAUGAGGCGAUCAUCUACCGCGUCCGCACCACCGCGCCGCUGCGGUACUACCUCAAGCACUCGAAGGGCGUCGUGAAGGGCAACUCGUCGGCGAAGAUCACAAUCUUUCUGAACCAGAAGACCUUUGCGGAGGGGCUGCCGGUAGGCGUGCGCUACACAAAGGACACCUUCCGUGUUGAAUGUGCCGUGCUGGGGGAGCAGGACGUCAUUGAGGCGCACGGGGCGAACUUGGCGAACUUAAUCCAGAAAAAGAAGGACGCGAAUGCCUCGUCGGUGGUCCAGAAGUACAUCUCGUGCCGUGUGCUACUCGACGCCGGUGAUGGCAAGGACGGGGCCGCCGGCAGCGGUCGCGCUGCUGCAGGCGGGGAUGCGGCUGGUCGUGGCAGUGGCCCCGCCGGCGAGGAUAAGAGCUCGUCUGGCAGAAAGAGCAUGACGGCAGAGCAGAUGGAGCAGAACACGCUCAACGAGAAGCGCCGCCGGAACGUUAGCGGCGGUCAGCUGGCCGUGCGCGGCAAUCAUAUGCGGCCUCUUCGCAUAGUGAUCGCCGCGGUCGUCGUCGUCGUCUUCGCCAUGUGGGUGAUGCGGGGUAGCGACGGCGAUCUCGAUGUGGAGGAGAUGGCGGAGUAG